Molecule: messenger RNA, 1152 nt
Organism: Colletes gigas
Lineage: Eukaryota; Metazoa; Arthropoda; Insecta; Hymenoptera; Colletidae
Product: ras-related protein Rap-2a
Exons: 4
Coding region: 289-1107 (272 amino acids)
Molecular function (GO): GTPase activity; GTP binding
Source: RefSeq, a predicted model, not a curated record
CGCUGUGUUCGUCCGACAGGCACACUCAGGGCAACCAGGGCACUCUUUAGACACACGUUCACCUGCGAUCCACGUCGUGAUACGCUACCGAGUUUCGCCCCCCGAGCACGCCGUGAAUCGACCAGUCGAGAGAGACGUUACACGCACACACCGUCGCGAGUUACCGGCGGAUUCGAAGAGCCACUCGAACCUUUCCCGCGCUCCGACUCCGACUACGGUUUUCACCUGUUAACCGAGCCGUCGCACUCUUCUUCUCAGUGGACUUUGUACAGAAAUACCUGGGCACAAAUGAUGAAAGGUAGGCAUCAGAUCCGUCGCCGUUUCAGUCUACAACCGUCGUCCUUGAAGGAGGGACAAGAAGAUGGAACGACGAAGCACGCUAGAAACGAGGGACUAUCGGAAUCGGACAGCGGCGGCGGAAAACCGGCGGAAAGUUCCAUCAGGCACAAGAUCGUCGUGAUGGGCGCCGCGAAGGUCGGGAAAUCGGCCAUCAUAAAUCAGUUCCUUUACAACACAUUCACGCCCAAGUACAAGCGAACGGUGGAGGAGAUGCAUCACGGCGAUUUCAACGUUUCCGGGAUACAACUGACGCUGGACAUCUUGGACACGUCCGGCUCGUACGAGUUCCCCGCCAUGAGAGACCUCUCCAUCAAGUCCGCGGACGCUUUUAUACUCGUAUACGACGUAAACGACGCCAACACGUUCCUCGAGGUCGAGACUCUCAAGGCGCAGAUCUGCAGCACGAAGGGCGCGGUCCCUAUCGUCGUCGUCGGCAACAAAGUCGACCUGGUCGACUCCAAACAAGAGGUGGACCCCGAGAGCACCAGAGAGCUCGUCACGAUGAAGUGGGAAAACGGAUUCGUCGAGGUGUCGGCGAAGGAUAACACCAACGUGUCUCUGGUGUUCAAAGAGUUACUGAUCCAGGCGAAGCUGAAGUACAACUUGAGCCCGGCGCUGCAACGGCGUCGACGGCAGUCGUUGCCGCCGCCGCAACAUUUAAAUUCUCGCAGCAGCAGCGCCCACGUGCCGUCGCCGGCGCAGCUGCAGCAUUUGCAGCAGAUCCGCAAACGAUCAGAGUCCAAGAGGAAUUCCUGCAUUCUCUCGUAAAGGAGCCCCCCUUCGAUGCAACGUUUCUGCCGAUUUCAACGAGAA